Cavenderia fasciculata is the source of this 2823-nucleotide messenger RNA. RefSeq lists its product as uncharacterized. The record is from RefSeq and is a predicted model, not a curated record. Lineage: Eukaryota; Evosea; Eumycetozoa; Acytosteliales; Cavenderiaceae. Bases 1 to 2823 code for a protein of 940 amino acids. Gene Ontology annotation, molecular function: protein binding. The transcript has 7 exons.
AUGUAUAGGGUAUUAAGAUCAUCAUCAUCUUCUUCUUCUUCUUCUUCUUCUUUGUCAUCAUCAUCAUCAUUUAGAUAUUUCUCAACGACAAACAAUAUGACUAGCAAAGGACCAAAACAAUCAACUAUCGAAGGUAAAUUGAAUACAGAAUUCAAUCCCAUUCAUCUUGAAGUAAACAAUGAAAGUUAUAUGCACAGUGUUCCAAAAGGAAGUGAAACUCAUUUUAAAGUAAUUGUAGUCUCUGAAUUAUUCAAAGGUAAAUCAAUGAUUCAACAACACAGAAUGGUGAAUGAACUAUUAUCAGAAGAAUUAAAGGGUGGUGUACACGCACUAAGUAUUAAAACUGCUACUCCAGAAUCUUGGGAAAAGAACAAAACAAUCACUCCAUCUCCUAAUUGUAUGGGUGGUAGUAAAAAGGAAAAGGAAAAAGAACAAAUGGAACAAAAUACAUACAACAAAGAAGAAGAAGAAGAUAUGUCUCCAAACAAUAAUAAUAUAAAUGUUGUAACAUCAUCUUCUUCAACGGUCGACCGUGUAUUAUAUAAUAAUAAUAAUAAUAAUAAUGCUACUACGUCUUUUAAUCAUAUCUUUAAAUCAUUGCAUAUUAGAAAUACUGUAUUUAAACAAAUGUCAAGUCUACCUCCAUCAUCUUCAUCAUCAUCGUCAUCAAGUAAACAAAGCGUUGGUAUUGGAGUAUAUAGAAAAUACUAUGGUUAUUUGAAAGGAAAAGAGUUGAUUGCAAGAUCAUUACCAUUGACUUGUUUGAUUCAACAAUAUGCACUGCCAUGGGGAUUUAUCAAACAUUAUCUUCCACCAAAUAGAAAGAAUGGUGGUGAUGUAUUGCUACGAUCACACGCCAUCAAUAUGUACUGCUGUCAUCCCAACGCAGACAUUGAAACACUACUGCAUCUACUCGAAUGGUCACCCGACUAUCAACCUCUAGACGAUGUUGUAUUGGAUGCAGUAUGUGAUCAUGGUAAUAUUGAUAUACUCAAACUACUACAUCGUCGGUAUCCAAAGAUGCGGUGUACUGUAAAGGCUGCUUCAAAUGCCGUAACAAGUGGACACCGACAUAUCAUCGACUUUUUGAUUGCCAAUCGUACCGAAGGCUAUGGAUUGUCAACAUAUGAGGCAUGUGCCGAUCAUGGUCACUUGGAUAUUCUCAAAUUACUCAUUCAACACAAUCAAGCGUUGGGUAGUGGUAGAACUGGUAUUCCAGUCGGUCGGUGGCUAGUCUCUGCAUUAAGAAAGGCUGCUCGACACGGUCAUCUAAAUAUCAUCGAAUAUUGUUAUGAAACUAUAUUGUCUAUUGAUAAUGACAAUGAUAAUGAUGACACUACUUCUACCUCCACCACAUCCUCUUAUUUUCAAUUGGCAAAAGAAGCAUUUGUUGAUAUAGGUUGUGAAGCUUCGAUUCAUGGUCAUUUGGGUAUCAUUCAAUUUAUUCAUAAUAACCAAUUAAAAGCAUUCUCUAGUAAUACAAUGGAUACUGCUGCAAUGAAUGGAUAUUUAGAUAUGGUUCAAUUCUUGGACACUAAUAGAACAGAAGGAUGUAGUAAAGCAGCGAUGGACAAGGCAUCUGAAAAUGGGUAUUUAGAGAUUGUAGAGUAUUUACAUAAACAUCGAACUGAAGGAUGUAGUAAAGCAGCGAUGGACAAGGCAGCUGAAAAUGGGUUUCUCAGUAUAGUUGAAUUCCUUCACCAAAAUACAAGUCAAGGAUGUACAGUGGCUGCAAUGAACUAUGCCGCUCGCAAUGGCUUUAUUGACAUUGUAAAGUACCUGGAUCAAAAUCGUCUAGAAGGUGCUACCUAUGCUGCAAUGGAAGGUGCAUCUCUAAACGGGUUUCUUGAAGUUGUAGAGUAUCUACACUAUAACAGACCUGAAACUAAAUCAAUUGGAGCUCUCUCAACUGCAACUUAUAGAAAUAGAUUAGAUAUUUUAGAAUUCUUAUUUGUUAAUAUGAAUCUAACUGGAGAAGGGGUAGGAGCAGGAGUAGGAGCAGGAUCACCCAACUAUUCAUUGGAUUUGGCAGCUGUUCAAGGUAGUUUUGAAGCCAUUAAAUUCAUUUAUGAUAAUACCUCUGAGAGGUGUUCAUCUGAUUCAUUGGUAUCGGCAACUCGAUAUGGUCAUUUUAAAGUAGUAGAAUUAAUUUUAGAAACUCGUCGUGAACAACCAGCUCUUAAAGAUGCUAUUCUAAUGGCUGCGGAAUUUGGUCAUUUAGAAAUCCUCAAACUACUUCAUCAACAUCAUGGUGGUAAUUGUCAUCCAUCUGAAUUAUUUGAUAGAGCAGUAACCAGCGGUCAUUUGGAUAUAGUUAAAUAUAUUCAUUCCAAUUGUUCACUCUGUUCCAAUGGUUGUUCCAAAGCAACGAUGGACAAGGCAGCAGAAUGUGGUUUUUUAUCAAUAGUUGAUUUUCUUCAUCAAAAUCGAACUGAAGGUUGUUCAUACAAUGCAAUGGAUUCGGCAGCAUCACAAGGAUAUUUUGAUAUAGUUACCUUUUUACAUAAAUAUCGUCAAGAAGGAUGUAGUAGAGUUGCAAUGGACCAAUCAGCUAGCAUUGGAAGACUAGAUAUUGUCUCAUUUUUACAUCUGAAUCGUACAGAGGGUUGCUCACCGUUGGCUAUUGAUUUGGCAUGUUCCAACAAACACUUUGAAGUUGUUUCAUUCCUACAUUUCAAUCGUAGUGAAGGUUGCACCCCAAGAUGUUCAGGACCAUCCAAUAUCAUCGAGUUUCUAUAUCAACAUAAAAGAUUGAAAAGAAUUGUUGAUGAUGAAAAUGAUAAAUUAAAAUCAUAUGAUGCUCAAAAAAUUAGAAAAAAGUAA